CGCGGUCACACUGGCAGGCACAAAUGUGAAGAUUGUUAGAUUUUACCACUUAAUGGAAUCAACACGAUAACAACAAAGUAAUAUAAGGAUAAUACUACUUAGAAACAGCAAUGGCGCCGACGAUCAACAAUUCGGCGGUCAACAGCGCCGCCGAAAAGCGACCCCAGCGGCAAACGGAGCGCAAGUCGGAGAUCAUUUGCCGCGUUAAAUAUGGGAACAACCUGCCAGACAUACCCUUUGACCUCAAGUUCCUGCAGUAUCCCUUCGACAGCCACCGCUUCGUGCAGUACAAUCCCACGUCGCUGGAGCGGAACUUCAAGUACGACGUGCUGACGGAGCACGAUUUGGGGGUGACGGUGGAUCUGAUCAACCGGGAGCUCUAUCAGGCAGACUCCAUGACGCUGCUCGACCCCGCCGAUGAAAAACUACUGGAGGAGGAGACCCUGACGCCCACAGAUUCUGUGCGUUCUCGCCAGCACUCGAGGACAGUGUCCUGGUUGCGCAAAUCCGAGUACAUCUCCACGGAGCAGACGCGCUUCCAGCCGCAGAACCUGGAGAACAUCGAGGCCAAGGUGGGCUACAACGUCAAAAAAUCGCUCAGGGAGGAGACGCUUUACCUGGACCGCGAUGCCCAGAUCAAGGCCAUCGAGAAAACAUUCAGCGACACCAAGAGCGAGAUCACCAAGCACUACUCCAAGCCCAAUGUGGUGCCCGUGGAGGUGCUGCCCAUCUUCCCCGACUUUACCAACUGGAAGUACCCCUGCGCCCAGGUCAUCUUCGACAGCGAUCCGGCCCCCGUGGGCAAGAACGUGCCCGCCCAGUUGGAGGAAAUGUCGCAGGCCAUGAUCCGCGGUGUGAUGGACGAGAGCGGCGAGCAGUUUGUCGCCUACUUCCUGCCUACGGAGCAGACGCUGGAGAAGCGUCGUACCGACUUCGUCGCGGGUGAGCUUUACAAGGAGGAGGAGGAGUACGAGUACAAGAUCGCUCGCGAGUACAACUGGAACGUGAAGACCAAGGCCUCCAAGGGCUACGAAGAGAACUACUUCUUCGUGAUGCGACCGGACGGCAUCUACUACAAUGAGCUGGAGACGCGUGUGCGCCUCAACAAGCGUCGCGUCAAGGUCGGCCAGCAACCAAACAAUACCAAGCUGGUCGUCAAGCAUCGUCCGUUGGACGGCAUGGAGCAUCGCAUGCAGCGCUAUCGCGAGCGCCAGCUGGAGGUUCCUGGCGAGGAAGAGGAGGAGGAGGUCGAGGAAGAAUUGGAAGAGGACGAGGAGCAAACCCAGGUCAUUGCAGAGACGGAGAAGACUGGAGAAGAUGCUUCGGGUGGUGCCCAGACAGCAGAUAAUGGCGAUUCGCCCGCCCAAGUAGCCCGCGAUCGACAGUCCCGCUCCCGGACUCGCAGUCGCAGCGGUUCCAGUUCCGGGUCGGCCUCUGGCUCCGGAUCGCGAGCCAGCAGCCGCUCGAAGUCUGGCUCCCGAUCAGGCAGUGGCUCCCGCUCACGCUCUAAUUCCCCGGCAGGAUCCCAGAAGUCGGGAUCAAGGUCAAGAUCGGGUACACGUUCCCGAUCCCGUUCGAAGUCUGGCUCGCGCUCUCGUUCCCGCUCCAAGUCCGGUUCUCGGUCCCGUUCGGGAUCCAGAUCUGGCUCGGGAUCUCGAUCGCCCACCCGAUCCCGCAGUGGAUCGCCAACUGGCUCCGGAUCUAGUUCUGGCAGCGGCUCAGAUGAAUGAAUAAUUUCAAAAAUUGCGAUUUAUAAUAAAUAAUGUUGUAAUCAAACAAAGA
Messenger RNA from Drosophila rhopaloa, 1782 nucleotides. RefSeq names its product RNA polymerase II-associated factor 1 homolog (gene atms). Lineage: Eukaryota; Metazoa; Arthropoda; Insecta; Diptera; Drosophilidae. Bases 111 to 1730 code for a protein of 539 amino acids. Gene Ontology annotation, molecular function: RNA polymerase II complex binding; chromatin binding. The transcript has 3 exons. Gene Ontology annotation, cellular component: Cdc73/Paf1 complex. Gene Ontology annotation, biological process: transcription elongation by RNA polymerase II. The record is from RefSeq and is a predicted model, not a curated record.